Molecule: messenger RNA, 654 nt
Organism: Saprolegnia parasitica CBS 223.65
Lineage: Eukaryota; Oomycota; Saprolegniomycetes; Saprolegniales; Saprolegniaceae
Exons: 1
Coding region: 51-596 (181 amino acids)
Source: RefSeq, a predicted model, not a curated record
CGCGGCCUUUCUUGGAAGAUCGCCAGUUGCAGUUUGCCGUUGCCAUCACCAUGGCGAGUCAAGGUCGCUUCAAGGUGCUCCAGGGCCUCAACGCCUUGUCGUCGGCCGGGAAAAAGUCGACGCUGUACACAGCCGAGACGGCCAAGGGCGCGUUGCAAGGUUUUGCUGCCCACGCCGCCGAGGCCCGCGGCCCGGUGCCGCCGUUCACGGAGGCCUCGGCGCUCGCCAAAGUCAAGGCGGCCGAGAACGGAUGGAACUCGCGCGAUGCCAACAAAGUGGCCCUUGCGUACACGCCCGACACUGUCUGGCGCAACCGCGACCACAUCUUUGUCGGGCGCGACGCCGUCGUUGCGUUCUUGCAAGACAAGUGGGCGCUCGAGACCAACUACAAGCUCGUCAAGCAUCUCUGGUGCCACGACACGAACCGCAUUGCUGUCCGAUUUACGUACGAGUUUCAGCGCGUGGCGGACGGCCAGUGGUUUCGCUGCCACGGCAACGAGCUCUGGCAGUUUGACGACUUUGGCUACAUGCAGCACCGCGACAUGAGCGGCAACGACAUUCCAAUCGACGAAGCCGACCGUCUCUUCCGGGCGUAGCCUAGAACACGAUCGAACCCAUUCGCAAAGAUACAAGUGUUUUUUUCUUCUUGGCCUA